This is a messenger RNA of Apus apus (common swift), 1906 nucleotides long. It is a transcript of the gene SENP2, whose product is annotated as SUMO specific peptidase 2. NCBI's taxonomy places the organism in Eukaryota, Metazoa, Chordata, Aves, Apodiformes, Apodidae. The record is from RefSeq and is a predicted model, not a curated record. Gene Ontology annotation, biological process: protein desumoylation. Gene Ontology annotation, cellular component: nucleus. The transcript has 16 exons. Gene Ontology annotation, molecular function: deSUMOylase activity. Bases 26 to 1651 code for a protein of 541 amino acids.
UUCCGCCGCGGGGCGGCCGGGGCCUAUGUACAAAUGGCUGCUGGGGGCCCUCGGCGCCCUCUUCGCCGCCGCCCGCCGCCCCGCGCCGCCCCCGGCCUCGCCGUCCCGCAAGAGGCCGUUCCCCAGUGUUCAAUCACCUAGGAAGGAUCCUGAGGAGCCUAAAUGCAAAAAGCAAAGAUUAGAGUCCACCUCAUCCUGGUGUAAAAAGAAAGCUAAAGAAGUUUCUGCUGGGGUGAAGUUGCCAGCCAAGGCAACAGGAAACAUCCAGAAGCUCAGCAAUGCCACCCCAAUCACCACCCCUGCAGAAGAGACUCAGCCCAUUUCUUUUGACCCUUCACCUGGAAGACCAACAGGUUCUGCCUUAGAAGCAGAAAUGCUACGAGUUGAUACACCUUUUGGAACCAAUACUUGCUUGACUAAGGACAGACUAUCCCUUCCUCACAAGACAAUUCCAUGUCUGAGCAAAAGCAGGAGUGGUAAACACUACAUCAGACCUGGUCCAGACAGCAUCUUGACACCAAGGCCACCCAUCAAGGACUCCUCUGAGGCACCAUCCUCCACCUCAGAAGCUGGCAAAGCGGGGAGGUUUUUCUGCACUGCAGAAGAGGAUGUUUGGAGAGAAGAAAAGAUGAAGUACCAACAGCUCCUGGAAACAGUGAAGGAAAAAUUCCCUGGAAGUCGCUUGAAUUCAGUGCCAUCCCAUUUCCACAAAGGCUGUGUGGUUUUAAUGCUAAUCCUCUCCAAAUGGGGACAGUCACUCUCUGGAGUGGCCUGUAGAAGGUGCUACACAGCAGCAGCAAACUCUCAAGAACAGGGAAGACCAGUGAAACAGGCAGUUGCAGGAAAACAGCAUGGAGCUAGAAUCUCCAAAGAAGAAUUACUACAGCAUCUGGUUCCUCUUCUGGCCAAAAAACCACCUGCCCUUGAUGGGAAAGAAAAGAAAGGCCUGAGCUCAGAAAAACCAGGAGAAAACUUCCCUCCCCUCACAGAGGCCAUGAAGAGAGAGGUCAGUGCUGCAUUAGGCCAAGGAGAUCCAGAAGAGAUCCUGAGCAGUGCCUUCAGACUGAAAGUCACUCGUGAAGACCUCCAGACACUGAGCAACCUGUGCUGGCUGAAUGAUGAGGUCAUUAAUUUCUACAUGAAUCUCCUGAUGGAAAGAAACAGAAAAGAAGGAUAUCCAUCAGUCCAUGUGUUUAGUACCUUCUUUUAUCCCAAACUGCUUUCUGGGGGGCACAAAGCAGUUGGGAGGUGGACCAGAAAAGUGGAUCUUUUCAAGCAGGACCUCAUCAUUGUACCCAUUCACUUGAGAGCACACUGGGCACUAGGGGUCAUAGAUGUCAGAAAGAAGAACAUCAAAUACUUUGACUCACUGGGACAAAGUGGGGACAAGAUUUGUGACACUUUGUUCCAGUACCUGCAAGAAGAAAGCUGGGUGAGAAGACAUCUGGAGCUGACUCGUUCAGAGUGGACCCUUCACAGCAUGGAGCCACAUGAAAUCCCUCAGCAAGACAAUGGAAGUGACUGUGGAGUGUUUAUGUGCAAAUAUGCAGAUUAUAUCUCCAGAGACAAGCAGAUCAACUUUACACAGAGCCACAUGCCGUACUUCCGCAUCAGGAUGGCAUGGGAAAUAAUCCAUCAGCAGCUGCUGUGAGAAAGGCACUAUUGGAGCAACACUGUGAUCACCUCAGGGUGACUUAAAAUUUAGUUACUCUUCUAAUUAUCUUACCUGAGCAGGCAGCAGGAGCACAGACUUGCCCAUCUUUUCAUAUUGAAGAAAGGCCGUGUGGUUGGGGUUGGUUUUCUUUGGGUUCUUUCUGUUUCCAGGGAGUUAUUUAAUGUGAAAAUAGAAGUAUUUAUUUAUUUUUCUUAAAAUAAAGAUGUAAGUUAUAUGAAGAGCCUUAUGGUA